This is a messenger RNA of Suillus subaureus, 573 nucleotides long. RefSeq lists its product as uncharacterized. The record is from RefSeq and is a predicted model, not a curated record. The coding region runs from base 1 to 573 and encodes 190 amino acids. Lineage: Eukaryota; Fungi; Basidiomycota; Agaricomycetes; Boletales; Suillaceae. The transcript is spliced from 5 exons.
AUGGCCAUUACACAUGAGAUGUUUCCGCCUAUCGUCGAAAAAGCUGGUCUUCUGUCAGAUAUCGCUGAUGCUACAUCGCGGUCAGUUCCAAAAAUGAAAGGUUCUCGUCAAAUACCUGCAGGGUUUUUUGAUGAUACACUGCGAGAUGCCCAUUUGCGUACUCAUCGCUUCUCCUUCUGGCGCCGCUCUAAGCCACAUGGUGCAACUGAGCGCGACACCCAACCCCGAUCCCACCCUCUCAGCUGGACUCGAAACAUAGUCUCUGGCAUGAUGCGCAGACGAGAUGGAUCGGACAUCCAGUUGCAAGAGGUCGAGGUCCCUUACACAGCAGGCAAGCCUAGGAACUAUCACGCAAGAAAGAAGAAGCCAGCUACCAGUUCAUCUCGACCUCCCAAGACUCAUCCCACCCAGCAACACAGUGGAGCAACGCAGAACAUACCAUCAUCGUCACAGCUGCCACCUCCCACUGCCACUGCCAGUCCUCAUACCACCAUAAGAGUUACCGGAUGGCGUUCUCGUUUCAUGGUCUGGCUUUGCUGCAUACCUAUUCAGAACACAGGCGGUCAACCUUAG